Messenger RNA from Brassica napus (rape), 1565 nucleotides. RefSeq lists its product as uncharacterized. The record is from RefSeq and is a predicted model, not a curated record. NCBI's taxonomy places the organism in Eukaryota, Viridiplantae, Streptophyta, Magnoliopsida, Brassicales, Brassicaceae. The coding region runs from base 172 to 372 and encodes 66 amino acids. The transcript has a single exon.
UAAAUAGAAAGUAACGUCCACUCGCCAAUCUCUCUAUCUCUCCCACUAAAUAUAUCCUCUCUCUCUCCCAAGUUUCUCGCCAACAAACAAAUUCUCUUAAGAGCUGUUCAACCUCACGAGAAUCUCGGAAUCUCCAGCGACAAAAUUCAAUCAAAGCGGAGGAGGAGGAGGAUGUGUUGUGGAAGGAUAUGCAUGCUGUGCACGUGUUUGAUUCUGGUGGUGAUCGCGAUCGGGUUCCUAUUCGGAUUCGGAGUUUUCAAGGACGGUUUCCACAAGAUCCAACAGUCCGUUCAUCUCGAAUGCGAUCCGAGAUCCGGAUGCGGCGGAGGAGUUGGACGUCGUGGUUACGGUUUCACAGCUGGUAAUAACUAGCUGUGUGAUAUGAUAUGAUGAAUUCUUUUCGAACCAGCAGCUAGCGUUUGCUUUUUGGAUUCGAAUAUAUAUAUCGAUUUUUUAGGUGUUUUACUUUCUCCAAUAGCUCCACAUUGAUUAUUCCGUUUCGUUUAACCAUUAGAUUUAGUUUUCACCUUAUGAUUGAUUGUUUGCUUAACUUUUCAAUAUGUUGUCUACUAAAAUACAUUCCGAUUACGUUACGUCUAUAGAUGUUUUCACGUUAAUGCAGUUCGCAGCUUUUGGGCAAAGAGUUAAAAGCAUCUUUAUUUCAGAUAACCCCAAAAAGAUAUUCCUAAGCAUAAUCCUAUUAGGAAAAAAUCCAUAACAAGAGAACAAAAGAACAAUAAUAAUUCUAAUAUUUAUUAUCUUUACCGUAAAGAUUGCGACGAUCUAAAAGUAAUAUUCUCGUACCUAAUAAUCUGUUAAUCAGGGGUGUAAGUUUGUUUAUUGGGUAAUAAAUUGAUUCGUAAACCAAAUUAAAAGACUACAGGGUUAAAUUCGGAUUUCGAAAAGCUAUAUGCAUUUAAACUACCAAACUAGUUAGCCUCUAGCUGAAGCAGCGGGUUUCAGAAUCCAGAGAGAUCCCAACAAAGAGGAGAACGAGAAGCCAAACAGACGAUUAUAACGAGAUGAGGAUCACUGUGAUGACAGCCGGAGUGCCGGUGAACAAAUCAUUACACUUGAUGUUGAUUCUCACGAUACAUUAAGCUUUACUUUCCACGAAUAAGAUUCUUUGGGUUUACUUAACUACGUUUCCGUAAAUUUCGCUAUUGUUAGAUCAUUAGGUUUUGUUUUUCUCGUAGGUUGAGAAUGUUAAAGACUUGCUCGGAGUUGAGGUAAGUGAUCUCAAAUAUAUCUGAUAUGACGAGCUGAGCACUCUGGCUCAGCUGGUCGGACUGUCAGUUACCUGGGUGAGCUGAGAAGCAAGAAACGACCAACCUUCUUUCUGACACUUCUGAGCAGAAAGGAAUUGAUGAGAACUGGGAAGCUGCCCUUGAACAUGUUUUAGUUUAUGCUUAUGAAAUUAGUUAUAUUUAACUUUAUCAUAGGCAGACAUGGAUUAUUUUUUCUCAUUUCCUUAGAUAAUGCUGUAUGGUGGAUAUGGAGGUUAACGGUACGUACGCCUCUAAAGGCAAAAUUUGGCAUCCAGAUGAUAACCUCUUUUUGGCUUA